Molecule: messenger RNA, 1906 nt
Organism: Labeo rohita (rohu)
Lineage: Eukaryota; Metazoa; Chordata; Actinopteri; Cypriniformes; Cyprinidae
Product: glucocorticoid-induced transcript 1 protein
Exons: 8
Coding region: 154-1386 (410 amino acids)
Biological process (GO): podocyte development
Cellular component (GO): cytoplasm
Source: RefSeq, a predicted model, not a curated record
ACAUCUGUCAGCGCAGGAACACUGGAGAGUUUGGACCUGCGUCUGAACUUUGCGUCCAGUCACUUUGAUUCAGAGUUUUACAGGGAACGCCAGGCUCGUACGCGCAAGAUAGGUUAAGAGGAAGCGAAGUGUAAUAAUAGCUCGGCUUUUCGCAUGAACACGUUUUCAGUUCUCGUUCUGGAGUUUAUUAUUGUGUUUCGUGCGCUUUUACGCAUCAAGUGCAACAGUAUCUCCAAACUUCAGCCUGUCUCUGCCAGUGUCCCUCUGAGAUGGAGUGAUCACAUGAGAACAACCUCAUUCUCCUCAAGACACAGCAGAAGUCCAUCAUCAUCAUCAUCAUCACAUGCUGCAAAUAUGAAGCAAAUCACUAAGCCCAGCAGAAUCCCGUCAGAGAGUCACUUUAUAACAGCAGGACGAGCUCGAUCAGCCAGUCGACAGCCGCCCUCAUUGGACAAGCUGCCCGAGCAGUACCUAAUUGGACAGUGGCCGCGAGAGCCGUACCAACCCCAGGCGUCCUGUAUGAGUGAUAAAGCCACACAGACGCCUGGCUUUUGGACUGAGGACGGAGGAGAGGUUAACGUACACAAACGCUCGGCAUCGUGGGGCAGCGCUGACCAUCUCAUAGAGAUUGCUAAACUUCGUCAGCAGCUCCAGCGCAGUUUGCAGGGCAGCCGCAGUAUCAAGGAGAAAGAAGAAGUGAUGCAGAUAAAUCUGGCUCAGCCAAAGCGGCUCUCGGCAUCUUCAUCUAAUAUGGUCAUUUCCAGACCCGUCAUUUGUCGAAUGCCCAGCUAUAGUGACUGUGUUAACCAGGAGCUGGAGAACGUCUUCAUCUGUGAAGACUGGGGUAGAGAGGAGGAGAAGGCUUUGGAGGUGCGGGACGGCGGCCGGGCUCCUGUUCCUCCUCUUCAUCACAGUGAGCUUCACACACACAGCGCUGAGACGCAGAUCUCCUGCAGCCCCUGUUACUGCUGCUCUCCCACCGGCGACGCUGAGAAAGAUUACAGGUGUGGUUCACCUCUGCCUCAGUUUUCCAGCUCUCCCAAACCCAACAACAGUUACACAUUUAAACGAGAGCCUCCCGAAGGUUGCGAGAAAGUAAAAGUGUUUGAAGAUCUCAUUUGUAGGACAAAAGGUUUUCCCAUCUUUUCCUGCCCAGACAGAAACAAGGUGAACUUCACUCCGAGCGGCUCGGCCUUCUGUCCGGUGAAGCUGCUGUGUUCGUCUCUUUUCCCGUCAGAUGAUGCUGCUCGUCCCAGUUCGCUGGAUAAUCAAACUCCAGGACAGACGUCUGGUUCGUUUACAGAGGCCACAGUACAAAACGGCUUCCCGCUGCGGCCCGUGACGUCUGAACGCUGCAGUAUUAGAAAGUGCCUGCUGCUCAGUUAGCCAAUCACAGCUCAGAUCUCAAACAGCUGAAAUUUCUAGGAAAUGUCGUACUUGCUAAUGGUACAAAAGGACAAUUAUGUUGAACUUUGUCUUGGGGUUUCAUGUAUUUCCACAAGAAUGCACAAAUCUUUACUUAACCUUACAGCACAUCCCACUAACCAGGUAAAAUGCAUUAGAUAUGAGAUAAUCAACAGGCCAACAGCCAAAAAUGUGCUUCAUGCCUUAACACAUAACUCAGGUUUAACUUCCAUUAGGGCUGGACAUUAUAGCUAACUAAUUUCAACAUUUUGAGUCGUUUGAUGAUGUAUAUAUAUAUUUUUUUUUUCCUGUAGAAGCAAUAUAAUUUCAUCCCAGCAGUGCCAGCAAAAUGAUUGUGAAUAUAUUGUGCAUAUUUAAUAUGCUGCCCAGCUCUAACAUCCUUACGUUUGUUGAACAGUAAAAAUGGUUUUGUGUUUUUAGCCUCUUUUAAUAAUGCAACACUGUUAUGGUGUAUAAAUAUGACUGCUGGAUGCUCACAUUA